Molecule: messenger RNA, 2836 nt
Organism: Doryrhamphus excisus (bluestripe pipefish)
Lineage: Eukaryota; Metazoa; Chordata; Actinopteri; Syngnathiformes; Syngnathidae
Gene: ky
Product: kyphoscoliosis peptidase
Cellular component (GO): cytoplasm
Source: RefSeq, a predicted model, not a curated record
CAACUGACAACACAGCAAACAUCUCCACAUGACACUCCAGCAAACACACAGCAGGCAUUUCAAAUCCACUCAGGGACACCAUGACUGCAGCAUAAUGUCGGCAGAGGUUGGAAUUCAUAAGUUCUCCUUCCCCUUCUCUUGUGCUGCACGCCUUUCCAAGCAAGAUGAGGACAGCCAGGUGGGACGCGUACAGGUGAAGGCCCUGCAGCUUUGUGAUCUUCAGGAAAAUCCCAUUUUAAGCCAGUCUAGCGCCGUUACACCGGUAGGAGCUUUGGAAGGGCAUGGGAAUCCCAAAGCUCCCGCCGAGGGCGAUGUGGCCGCCGCCCAAGUUCUGGUCUGCCCUGAGGCCUCCCAAAGCGGUGUGCUCUCUCGCCGGAGCGUCUUUGAGAAACUGGCAGCAGAGGCGGAGGACCAGCGCCCGGUGGCGAAGAGACAGCUGUCCUCGGAGAGUGCGGCCAGGAACAUCACGGUGGUGAAGAAGAGCGCGGUGAGAGCUGAAGCAGAGGAGCAAAGACACCAGCAAAGCAAGGCCUCCGUGGCACUAGGGAGGAGGAAGCGUCGAAAAGAUCUCUUUGCUAGCUCAGAGGUCUUUCAGAGACUCGACUCGCAUGUCAUCAGAGCAGGGGCAGAGCUGAAGGAGAAGCGUGUGCAUGAUGUGGGAACCAUCGUACAGACCAUCACAAAGGUCUCCAGGACAGACCUGGAGAAAGUCCGCGCCAUCUGGGUUUGGCUCUGUCACAACAUCGAGUAUGAUGUCAGCGGCUUCCUGGGACACUCGGAGAGGAUGACCUCCCCGGAGGAAGUGAUAGCGACCGGCCGAGGGGUUUGCUGUGGCUACUCCAGCCUCUGUGCAGACAUGUGCGGGUUGGUGGGCAUCGAAUGCCAGGAGGUGGCGGGGCACAGCAAGGGCAUAGGUUACCGCCAGGGCCAGAGCUUCAAGAAUGUGAAAUCGGAUCACCUGUGGAACGCUGUGCUCCUGGGAGGACACUGGUUCUUAAUGGACGCCUGCUGGGGAGCUGGACAAGUCAACAUAAAACAAGAGAGCUUCGUCAAAAGGUUUGAUGAUUUCUAUUUCCUGACGGACCCAGAGGAGUUCAUCGAGUCACACUUCCCUGACGAGGAGAAAUGGCAGCUCCUGGAGUCACCCAUCACCCUGGAGGAGUUUGAGAGGAGGGUGUUCAAGACUUCAGCCUUCUUCUCCAUGGGGCUGAGGUUGAUGCAACCUCAUCACUGCCACAUAGUCACUGAUGAUGGUGAGGCAAACGUCUCCAUUGGCUUCUCCAGGCCUGUGACCUUCACCUAUGAGAUGAAGCAGGACCAGGACUUCCUGCACAGUGGCGCUUCGGAGCAGAAGGAGAGCAGCCACUGCUCCUCCGGUCUCCUGACUGUCUCCCACCGCAGCAUGAACCUGCAGCUGCUGCCGCCCGCCAGUGGCACGUACGACCUGAAGAUAUUCGCUAGGCCAGAAACUGCCACUACUCCGCUGGGGUGGGUAUGCUCCUUUAUGGUGGAGUGUCCAGAACCCCGAGCCAUGGAGGACAUCCCGGAGAACCCCUACCUGUCGUGGGGCCUGCUACCCAACGCAGCGUCUCUGGGCGUGGCAGGCUGCAGUCACGACAGUCAGGUGGCCCAGGUGGAGGAAGGCCGCUUUGAGUUGGUUUUGAAGACGUCGAGGUCUCUAAUGGUGCUUUGUGAACUGGUCCACACGGAGCUGCACGCCGCUGUGACCAAGCGCUGCCUGGCAACUCAGAUUCAACCAGAUCUGCUGACAUGCCACGUCCUCUGUCCCGCACGUGGCUUUUACCGGCUGUCCGUGUUUGUGCGAGACUACAAGAAAACAGAUGUCAAGUUCCAGACGGCCGCAAACAUCCUGUUACACUGCAAGGGAAAAGUCAUCAGUCAGGAUGAGCUGUUUCCUCCUAACCUCAGCUCGGCAUGUGGGCCGGGGACCCGUACGUCAGAAAUGGGUCUCUCCAAAUUCAGCCACACGACGCCAGUGGUGAGCACGCCCCAAGGCAAGUGUAACAUCACCUUCCACAACCAGCGAGACCUGGAGCUCCACCCUGUGAUCAGCAGAGCAGACAACAAAGCGGCGGCUUUCCCACUCACGCGCCACCUUUUCUGCACGUACACGGACAGCAAAGUGACGGUGAGCAUCAGUCUGCCAGAAGCGGGGAUGUAUCGCCUGGGCCUGUACGCCAGGACCAGCUCCAGCGGAGACUUCGACCCCAUGUGCGACUUUGUACUGAAAAACACCUGCGAUCAAGCGGGGCUUCCUUUCCCCUGCGUCUACGCCGCCUGGAGGAAAGGCUGCGUGCUCUUUGAGCCCCGCGUGGGCCUGUUGGAGCCCGCUACCUGUGUACGCUUCCGGGUGAGGAUCCCGGGAGCCCAGAGGGUGUGCGUGGUGGGAGAAGGGCGGACGGAUCUGAAACUGAACAAGAGCCGGGUCUGGGAAGGUGAGGUAUUCAGCGGGGAAGGUGUCCCGCAGCUGAAGCUGGCCGCCUCCUCGGGGGAGUCCAGCGACUUGUCUGUUUUGUUGACCUUUGACAUCAAAACGGGGCAGGGAGUGUGAAAUGGAUCAGACCUGGCAGGUAGCUAUCUGGAAAUAGCUCGGCAUGCUAACGAUAUGAGCAAUUGUCAGAUAGAUGAGCAAAGACUGUGAGCGGUCUCCUGCAGGUUUUAUUUCAAAGCUUGAGGCUUUCCCUUUUUUUCGGUAGAAUUCAGGACUAAACACGUUUGUAACUGGUGCUCAGCUGCGGUGCUCGGCCAUUAUUUCAUGACUUGAUUGCAUUUGUACGUAUUUCUAUUGUGUAACAAAGAACUGUGCUUUGUACAA